Messenger RNA from Gymnodraco acuticeps, 1959 nucleotides. RefSeq names its product zinc finger protein 708-like. Gene Ontology annotation, biological process: regulation of transcription by RNA polymerase II; central nervous system development. The record is from RefSeq and is a predicted model, not a curated record. Gene Ontology annotation, molecular function: DNA-binding transcription factor activity, RNA polymerase II-specific; RNA polymerase II cis-regulatory region sequence-specific DNA binding. The transcript has 4 exons. The coding region runs from base 695 to 1846 and encodes 383 amino acids. Gene Ontology annotation, cellular component: nucleus. Lineage: Eukaryota; Metazoa; Chordata; Actinopteri; Perciformes; Bathydraconidae.
UAAAAUAAACACUUGUGUAUUUUGUACGUUUUCCUUCCAAAAGCCUGAAAGAAAACAUGUUAUAUAAUCAAAAUAGCACAAAAUCUCAAAAUUGACCAGUACUUGAAAAACUAUGUUUUUGCCUGCCGUGUCUCGCCUUAAUCAUUUCAUAAAUACUACCUCAAUAAUUAGUAUAACAUAUUUAAAAAUAUGCAAAUAUGCACUGUCAAACUGUACUGUGCAAUCCCACUAAUAAAAUGCAAACUGUUCACUACUAAAGUGCUGAGGGACAUUAUUUCUGUGCAAAAGGAAGUUGUUAUAAAAAGUGCAAACCCACAUGUGCAAUAUUACAAGGGCCCAAAGCCGUCAGUCCAUAGUAACGAAGUUACCUUCGUUAUGUAACAGAGUUAAAAAUGUGUAGACAUAAUUAUUAUUUAUAAAUUACGAUUUAUAAUAGGUUGUGAAUUUAAUUUGCAUGAGAUUGUUUCCUUUUGAUGUUCUUGAGUUAUGUUUCUGGUGGGAACACUUUCCCGUUUCACAUCUUUUUCUAUUUCCUGUAUGUCAUUUCUGCUUUCCCCUCACAUUGAAGUGAGUGCUGCGGAGGGUAAGCUGUGCUGGGAGAGGUGUUACAAAUCAUUGCGGUUCUGUGUGAUGGACCGGCUGUUUGGAUGUGCAGCGUGGAUUCAAGGAGAAUAUUGUUUUUGUUCUCAGCAGCAUGGAGGAGAACAAGGAGACCCCUGGAGCUCAGAAACCGAAAGGAAGAGAGAGACAGUACAGCUGUCAGCAAUGUGACAAAUCCUUUUCAACAUCUGGAACUUUAAAGCGCCACCUGCAUAUUCACAGAGGAGAAAAACCGUACAGCUGUGAAGAAUGUGGGACAACUUUCAGUAGAUCAGAUACUCUCAAAAGCCAUCAACUUAUUCACACUGGAGAAAAGCCUUACAGCUGUGAAAAGUGUGGGAAAACUUUCAGUAGAUCAUAUGCUCUCAAAUCACAUCAACGUAUUCACAGAGGAGAAAAACCGUACAGCUGUGAAGAAUGUGGGACAACUUUCACUAGAUCAGAUACUCUCAAAAGCCAUCAACGUAUUCACACAGGAGAAAAACCGUACAGCUGUGAAGAGUGUGGAAAAACUUUCAAUUCAUCAAGUGAUCUCAAAAUACAUCAACGUAUUCACACAGGAGAAAAACCGUACUGGUGUGAAGAGUGUGGGAAAACUUUCACUUCAUCAAGUGAUCUCAAAAAACAUCAACGGAUUCACAUGGGAGAAAAGCCGUACAGCUGUGAAGAGUGUGGGACAACUUUCACUACAUCAGGUGCUCUCAAAAUACAUCAAAGUAUUCACACAGGAGAAAAACCGUACAGCUGUGAAGAGUGUGGGACAACUUUCAGUAGAUCAGAUACUCUCAAAUCACAUCAACUUAUUCACACAGGAGAAAAACCGUACAGCUGUGAAGAGUGUGGGACAACUUUCAGUAGAUCAGAUGCUCUCAAAUCACAUCAACGUAUUCACACAGGAGAAAAACCGUACAGCUGUGAAGAGUGUGGGACAACUUUCACUACAUCAAGUAAUCUCAAAAUACAUCAACGUAUUCACACAGGAGAAAAGCCAUACAGCUGUGAAGAGUGUGGGAAAACUUUCACUUCAUCAGGUACUCUCCAAUCACAUCACCGUAUUCAUACAGGAGAAAAACCGUACUGGUGUGAAGAGUGUGGGACAACUUUCAGUAGAUCAGAUACUCUCCAAUCACAUCACCGUAUUCAUACAGGAGAAAAACCGUACUGGUGUGAAGAGUGUGGGAAAACUUUCACUACAUCAAGUAAUCUCAAAAAACAUCUUCCUGCUCACACAGGAGAAAAACCAUAGUGGUUUUAAGAGUGUGGGAAAACUAUGAGAGCCAAGCUAGCUGUUUCCUCCUCCUGAUGUCAUGAGAGCUGUAUUUGUAUAGUCUCAUUCAAAUAAAGCUUAUUUCAUUCAAA